Messenger RNA from Nycticebus coucang (slow loris), 3148 nucleotides. RefSeq names its product solute carrier family 20 member 1 (gene SLC20A1). NCBI's taxonomy places the organism in Eukaryota, Metazoa, Chordata, Mammalia, Primates, Lorisidae. Gene Ontology annotation, biological process: phosphate ion transmembrane transport. The coding region runs from base 316 to 2361 and encodes 681 amino acids. Gene Ontology annotation, molecular function: phosphate transmembrane transporter activity. The transcript is spliced from 12 exons. The record is from RefSeq and is a predicted model, not a curated record. Gene Ontology annotation, cellular component: membrane.
GCUGCGUGUUUUCUCUUCUCAGUUGCUGAGGCGCCUGCUGCCCUCGUGGGUCAAGAGCCCCGCAGGGCCGUCGCCAGUUCCGCGGCCUGGGCCGUCUGUUCGCCGGCCGCAGGUGCGCGUGUCCGUAUCUCCAGCCCGCUGCUGCAGCCUCGGUCUCCUUGUCUCCCGCUCCGCCCUUCUCUUCUGGAUGAACUCUCGUCCUUUCUCCUCUCCGCCAUGGAAUUCCGCUCCGUGCUUCUAGCCCUCCAGAGCCAAAGAACCCCCAGACAACAGACGUCCAUACGCAGUGUAUAGCAGUAACUCCCCACCUGGAGAAUGGAAACUACCGUACCAACGCUGAGCACCAGUACUAUAGCUGCUACUACCGCUUCUGGUUCGUUGCACCUAUGGAUCCUCACCUUAGGCUUCAUCAUUGCAUUUGUCUUGGCAUUCUCUGUGGGUGCCAAUGAUGUAGCAAAUUCUUUUGGUACAGCUGUGGGUUCAGGUGUAGUGACCCUGAAGCAAGCCUGCAUCCUAGCUAGCUUCUUUGAAACAGUGGGCUCCGUCUUAUUGGGGGCCAAAGUGAGCGAAACCAUCCGGAAGGGCUUGAUUGACGUGGAGAUGUACAACUCGACCCAGGGGCUGCUGAUGGCCGGCUCAGUCAGUGCUAUGUUUGGUUCUGCUGUGUGGCAACUAGUGGCUUCGUUUUUGAAGCUCCCCAUUUCUGGGACCCAUUGUAUUGUUGGCGCAACCAUUGGUUUCUCCCUCGUGGCGAAGGGGCAGGAGGGUGUCAAGUGGUCUGAACUGAUAAAAAUUGUGAUGUCUUGGUUCGUGUCUCCACUGCUUUCUGGAAUUAUGUCUGGAAUACUAUUCUUCCUUGUCCGUGCAUUCAUUCUCCGUAAGGCAGAUCCAGUUCCUAAUGGUUUGCGAGCUUUGCCAGUUUUCUAUGCUUGCACAAUUGGGAUAAACCUCUUUUCCAUCAUGUAUACUGGAGCACCAUUGCUGGGCUUUGACAAACUUCCUCUGUGGGGUACCAUCCUCAUCUCGGUGGGAUGUGCAGUUUUCUGUGCGCUUAUCGUCUGGUUCUUUGUAUGUCCCAGGAUGAAGAGAAAAAUUGAACGAGAAAUUAAAUCUAGUCCUUCUGAAAGCCCCUUAAUGGAAAAAAAGAAUAGCUUGAAAGAAGACCAUGAAGAAACAAAGUUGUCUCUUGGUGAUGGUGAAAACAGGAAUCCUGUUUCGGAGGUAGGGUCAGCCACUGUGCCCCUCUGGGCUGUGGUGGAGGAGAGAACAGUUUCAUUCAAACUUGGAGACUUGGAGGAAGCUCCAGAACGGGAGAGGCUUCCCAGCAUGGACUUGAAAGAGGAAACCAGCAUAGACAGCACCAUGAAUGGUACAGUGGAGUUGCCUAAUGGAAACCUUGUCCAGUUCAAUCAGACUGUCAGCAACCAGAUAAACUCAAGUGGCCACUAUCAGUAUCACACUGUGCAUAAAGAUUCCGGCUUGUACAAAGAGCUGCUUCAUAAAUUACAUCUUGCCAAGGUGGGAGACUGCAUGGGGGACUCUGGUGACAAACCCUUGAGGCGCAAUAAUAGCUACACUUCAUAUACCAUGGCUAUAUGUGGCAUGCCUCUGGAUUCAUUCCGUGCCAAAGAAAGUGAACAGAAGGGUGAAGAAAUGGAGAAGCUGACAUGGCCUAACACAGACUCCAAGAAGCGAAUUCGAAUGGACAGUUACACCAGUUACUGCAAUGCUGUGUCUGACCUUCAUUCAGCGUCUGAAAUGGACAUGAGUGUCAAGGCAGAGAUGGGUCUGGGCGACCGAAAAGGAAGUAGUAGUUCUCUAGAAGAAUGGUAUGACCAGGAUAAGCCUGAAGUCUCUCUCCUCUUUCAGUUCCUGCAGAUCCUUACAGCCUGCUUCGGAUCCUUUGCCCAUGGUGGCAAUGAUGUCAGCAAUGCCAUCGGUCCUCUGGUUGCUUUAUAUCUGGUUUAUGAAACGGGAGAUGUUUCUUCAAAAGUGGCAACACCCAUAUGGCUUUUACUCUAUGGUGGUGUUGGUAUCUGUAUUGGCCUGUGGGUUUGGGGCAGGAGAGUUAUCCAGACCAUGGGGAAGGAUCUGACACCAAUCACACCCUCUAGUGGCUUCAGUAUUGAACUGGCAUCUGCCCUUACUGUGGUAAUCGCAUCAAAUAUUGGCCUGCCCAUCAGUACAACACAUUGUAAAGUGGGUUCUGUUGUAUCUGUUGGCUGGCUCCGAUCCAAGAAGGCAGUUGAUUGGCGACUUUUUCGUAACAUUUUUAUGGCCUGGUUUGUCACAGUCCCCAUUUCUGGUGUUAUCAGUGCUGCCAUCAUGGCAGUCUUCAAGUAUGUCAUCUUCAGAGUGUGAAGCUGUUCAAGAUUAAAAUUUGCAUCAAUGUUGGGACCACCUUACCCAUUCCUGCUCCCUUGCAUAAUGAUUACAGUGUUACCAAAGACUGAUGAGAGUCUUUAAAGUUUGGGAGCCAGGGGAGGGAAGUGUUACUUGUGCUAUAAUUGCUUUUGUGCUAAAUAUGACUUGUCUCAAAAUUAGCUAUGUACAAGAGCCAGGUUUCCACUGGUUCCUGCUGAGGUCCCCUUUCCUUCUGGGCUGUGAAUUCCUGUACAUAUUUCUCUACUUUUGUAUGAGGCUUCAGUUCCAUUAUGUUUUGAUGAUGUCUCUGAACAUAACUUGUGAUUUUUUUUUUUUUUUAAACCAUGCAGAGCCAUUUGACAGAGUGUACUUUGCUUUGUUGGUUUCACCAGCUUCUGCCCUAACAUGCACAGGGAUUAAACAACAAAAAAAUGUACUUAAGCUUCCAUUGUAGUCUCUUAUAUAAUAGAGUCAUUGGUACUCUGUCCUCCUGUCGGUAGUGGCAGGUUGUAUUGGCAGAUGUGGGAAUUUCUUAGAGGGAUGAGGUUCUUUGAACACAGUGAAAAUUUAGGUUUGUAACUUCUUUGCAAGCAGUUCAUUGACUAUUGCUAAGAAGAAGUAAGAAGAAAAGGCCUUUGGGCAAUCUUGGUUCAUUCUUUAAGAUUUCUGGCAGUGUGGGAUAGAUGAAUGAGUGGAAUUUGAACUCUGGGUAAGUUAAAUGGGACAGCCUUCCAUGUUCAUCUGUCUACCUCUUAACUGAAUAAAAAAGCCUACAGUUUUUAGA